Messenger RNA from Debaryomyces hansenii CBS767, 1314 nucleotides. RefSeq names its product NEDD8-activating protein. The coding region runs from base 1 to 1314 and encodes 437 amino acids. NCBI's taxonomy places the organism in Eukaryota, Fungi, Ascomycota, Pichiomycetes, Serinales, Debaryomycetaceae. The record is from RefSeq and is a predicted model, not a curated record. Gene Ontology annotation, molecular function: NEDD8 activating enzyme activity. The transcript has a single exon. Gene Ontology annotation, biological process: protein neddylation. Gene Ontology annotation, cellular component: nucleus; cytoplasm.
AUGACAUCUACAGCUGCUACGAGAAGCUUGUCAUCGAUAUUACCAUUAUUGAAGGAUGUUGGACCAUACAAUGAGGUACCAGAUGAAUAUGAUUUCCUACAAGCUAGUAAAUCAUUAACAACAUCAGCAAUAUUAGUAAUUGGUGCAGGCGGAUUAGGAUGUGAAAUAUUGAAGAAUCUAGCAUUAACUGGCUUUAGAAAUAUACAUUUAAUUGAUAUGGAUACAAUUGAUAUAUCAAAUUUAAAUCGACAGUUUUUAUUCAGGCCUAAUGAUAUAGGUAAAUCAAAAGCAGAGGUAGCAGCUAAUUUUGUUCGAUCAAGAAUAAACGAUGAUACCUUAAAUAUAGUCCCAUACUUCGGAAAGAUUCAAGACAAACCAAUUGAAUAUUACCAACAAUUUGAUGUUAUAAUAUGCGGACUUGAUAAUGUAGAGGCAAGAAGGUGGAUAAACGCUACUUUGGUAUCAAUGGUUGAUUCAGACUUGAAUAACUUGAUACCUUUGAUUGAUGGUGGUACCGAAGGAUUCAGAGGCCAAUCAAGAGUUAUAUUGCCCCGAUUAACAUCGUGUUACGAGUGUACAUUGGACAUGAUAAAUCCUAAAGUUACAUACCCGGUGUGUACUAUUGCAAAUACGCCAAGGUUGCCGGAACACUGUAUUGAGUGGGCAAGUGUCCUUCAAUGGCCAAAGAAUUUUCCUCAAAAGAAAUUUGAUGCUGAUGUCCCAGAACAAGUUGAUUGGAUGUAUAAAACAGCAUUGCAAAGAGCUGAUGAGUUUAAUAUAGAGGGCGUCACCAGGCAGUUAACUUUAGGGGUGGUUAAAAACAUUAUACCUGCCAUCGCCUCUACAAAUGCUAUAAUAGCUGCCUCAUGUUGCAAUGAAGCAUUCAAGUUUGUUACAAAUUCGAAUCCUAUUUUAAACAAUUAUAUGAUGUAUUCUGGUGAUUAUUCUAUUUUCACCUACACUUAUCCACACGCACAAAAGCUUAACUGCCCUGUGUGUGGUAACGCAGCAAAGGUUGUUGAAGCACAAAAUUGGUGGACACUUUCUAAAUUCAUGGAGGAAAUUUCUAGUAAACAGGAGAUCUCAAUGACUCAACCUUCAUUGUCCACAUCCAGCAAUUACUUGUACUUGAGGCAUCCAAAGAGUUUGGAAGAGAUAACAAGUCCUAAUUUAAAUAAGAAGUUGAAUACGUUGGUGAAACCAGCCGAAGAAAUGAUCAUUACUGAUCCCAAUUUGCCAAUAUCUUUGAAGUUAGUAGUCAAUUUUGUGGGGCCCGAAGACGAACCUAAUGACAUUAAGUCAGUACUAUCAUGA